Messenger RNA from Strongylocentrotus purpuratus (purple sea urchin), 1279 nucleotides. RefSeq names its product COMM domain-containing protein 9 (gene commd9). The transcript is spliced from 7 exons. Lineage: Eukaryota; Metazoa; Echinodermata; Echinoidea; Camarodonta; Strongylocentrotidae. The coding region runs from base 122 to 727 and encodes 201 amino acids. The record is from RefSeq and is a predicted model, not a curated record.
GCGUUGAAUGCACACUCGACGCAGAGAAGCAGCGAAAAAGAGGUGUAUGUCAGGUGAUCAAAAUUAAUCGGAAAACAAUUUUCCCAUUAUUUCGAGAUAUUUGAAGAAUUCCAACGAGAUUAUGGCAGUACACCAAGACACUGAGUUUCAACAUCUGAAUUUUCUUCUAAAGGCCAGUGGGAAGGAUGUUGUUCAGCAUGCGUGUGAACAUGCUUUCCUCUAUCACAAUGUCCUCUCCUUUCCGAUAGAGGUCAUAGGAAAGACGGCUGAUGGGCUAGGAAUCAAUGUUCGAGAUGCGGAAAAGCUUUUAGAGACUCUAAGGAAAGUGAUCAAGCAUGCGCUCUACAUCGGUUGCACAGAUGCUACUUCUGUUCAUGCUGUUUUCCCGGCUGGUUUUCACAAAAACUUGAAGGAGCUUCUAUCAAGAAUUAUAGGUGACAAAUUAGACAAAUGGAGACAAGUAGCAAUAGAAAACAAAGUAUCACAACCCAAGCUGGUAGACUUUGAUUGGAGAGUAGACAUCAAGACUUCUUCCGAUACCUUAGCCAGAAUGUCAGUACCAACAUGUAUCCUUCAAUUACAGAUUGAGGAGACCGCAUCCCGUUCCCAUCUCAUGCCAGGCAUGUCCACCCUCAAUGUGGAGCUGAGUAAGGAGAAAUUAGACACCAUGCUGGAUGGGUUAGGCAAAAUCAGGGACCAGCUCAACUCUGUAGCAGCCAGGAAGUGAGGUGGGAAAUGAAACUGGGGAAAGGGGAAUUUCUCCCCAUUCCUUCCCAUGAACAUUUUGACAUGCAAGGAAAGUGAAGGCUUAGAGAAUUUGACUUCAAGGUGAGCUAGAUGGGUUAGGCAAAAUCAGGGACCAGCUCAACUCUGUAGCAGCCAGGAAAUGAGGUGGAAAAUGAAAUCGGGGGAACAAAAAUUUCUCCCUAUUCCUUCACAUGAACAUUUUGACAUGCAAGGAAAUUUAAUGGUGAAAGAAUUUGAAUUCGAGGCGAUCCAGCAAUUUCUUAUCUUUGUUGAGAAUAGAUGGACAUUUUUUGAAGUUGAAAGUCUCCAGGACCAAGGAACUCCUGUCGUGUAGGCCAGAUGAAACGAUGAAUAGAUGUAAUGUGGUGCAGUUUUAAGUUGCCAUUCUUUAUGAGAAAACAAUGAUUUUAAUCUUAUAAUUUGGAGUCGGGAGUUCAUGCUUUAUAUCUUUUAUACAGACUUAACAUCCUUCUGGCUCCAAACAGAUGAUAUCAAUAUACAGUGAAACCUGUAUAUAGAGACCACCCAAGAG